AUGCACAUUAUAAGAGACUAUCUGCUCAUCAUUGUAUCUGCUGUCGCCCUCAAAUUGCUUCGUUCAACUGACUUUGAAGUUCAUCGUAACUGGAAGGCUCUUACUUAUUCGCUCCCCAUUUCCAAGUGGUAUUUGGAGUCCACUUCUCAAUGGACGCUAGAUUAUCCGCCUCUGUUUGCUUGGUUCGAACUGGUAUUAGCUCAGUUUGGGCGAUACGUCGAUCCAAAACUAUGUGUGAUCAGCAAAGAGCCCUACGCUUCUUCACAAACCGUUGCCUACCUUCGAAGUACUGUUAUCUUAUCAGAAAUGCUGCUUUUCUACGGAUUAUGGAGGUACGGUCAGUUGCAUCAGAUUUGGAGUAGACUUUUCCCGUUUGGUCGUGGACUGUGCCAUGCGUAUUGGGCACCAAAUGCUUGGGCGUUGUACAAUGCAGUUGAUAAACUGCUUAUUGUCCUGAACUCGCAAUACCAGUUUGCACCUGGAAUAUCGUCACAGAUAGCAUCCAUGACUGGUGGUCUGGUCGGGGAAAUCAAUCAUCCAACGCUGAUUCAUUGUGCGCACAAAAACCAUGGAACUGAAAGAGAUACCGUUCAUCACAAUUACAUCAACCUUCUGAUUGGGCUUACCGGAACUGCUUGGUCCUCAUUUCUGUUCGGUUGGCACGUACACGAGAAGGCAGUACUGAUAAUCUUGCUACCCCUAAAGUAUGUUUUAUUUCAACAUUCUAGCACGACAAUACGGACCUCGUAA
Echinostoma caproni is the source of this 750-nucleotide messenger RNA. NCBI's taxonomy places the organism in Eukaryota, Metazoa, Platyhelminthes, Trematoda, Plagiorchiida, Echinostomatidae. The record is from the annotation of a GenBank genome assembly.